CUUUACGCCAGAGAUGACGACACCGUUAUCACUCUGCUAUCGUUAUUGCCGUUCUAACUCUCACAACGGAAGGGAGGUGAGAGAAGCAACAGCGACACAAACGGACGAGGAUGACGAUGAUGAUUCUUUACUGCUGCGCUAGCACUGAGCUUCAUCACAGACACAUCAGCAGAUCCAAGAACACAAACCUGUGAGCGCACUGUGUGCUACGUCGCAAACUGGUCGCAAUUCAGGGCUGACAAAGCCCAAUUCAAGAUAGAGAAUGUUGAUUCUUCCUUGUGCACCCAUUUCAUCUUCGCCUUCGCCAAAGUACAAAACAACCAAAUUGGACAAUUUUACUCCAACGACGAAGAAAGGUACAAACAGUUUACAGACUUGAAGAAGAACAACCCUACGAUCAGGAUACUGCUGAGUAUAAGUAACUGGAAAGAAGUCUCCCCUUUCUUCAGUAGAAUGGUGAAGACAGAAGCCGACCGAAGCCAGUUCAUCAAGCACUCUAUCUCCGUGUUGCGUAAGCACGAGUUUGAUGGCCUUGACAUCUUCUGGAAGUAUUCAGCCAGCCAAGGAAGUAAACUGGAGCAUCGACGUCUCAUCACGGAACUCGUCACGGAACUCAAGCAUGCUUACGAUGAAGAAUCGAAGAUUUCCGGCAAACCUCGUCUGCUGUUGACUGCUGCGGUGGGCGCAGGAAAGGCCAUCAUCGAUUCUGUUUACGACAUUCCAGAGAUUUCUAAACAUCUGGACUUUAUCAGCCUGAUGACUUACAACUUUCAUGGCUUUUGGGAAAAAGUCACCGGUCAUCACAGCCCUCUUUACUCCACGGACACGCUGAACACGGACUGGGCCGCCCGCUACUGGGUAGAACAAGGAGCACCCAGGGACAAACUGGUGAUCGGCGUGUCAUAUAACGGACGAUCGUUCACCUUGAAAAAUCCCUCUGAGAACCAGGUCGGCGCCGUGUCUGUGCGGCCUGGACAGCCAGGACCAUUUACAAAAACUGCAGGCCUCUUGUCUUACUUUGAGAUUUGUGGCCUACUGCAAAAAGACGCGACUAGACACUUUACUGAGGAUCAGAAGGUUCCAUACCUGCACAGUGGGGACCAGUGGGUCGGCUACGAUGACCAACAUAGCCUCAGACACAAGGUAGAACUGGCUGCCUCCUAUGGUGGUGUCAUGUUGUGGAGCUUGGACCUGGACGACUUUUCUGGCGACCACUGCAAUGAAGGUCCUUAUCCCUUGACAAAGGCCGUCAACACAUAUUGCAUCGAGGGAGGACCAUCAGAACCUGUGAACGAAUCAGAACCAGACAGUACACCAGAACCAACAUCAACAUCUGUUCCAGAAAAACCAAAUGUAGAGGAUAUCGAGGAAGAGAAAUGGAAUGGAACAAACCUAUCAGAACCAAACAGUACCCCCGAUCCUAUUGUCACACCAGGUCCUAAUCCAAUAUCAGAUCCAGGACCACAUGGUGCACAAACCUGUGAGCGCACUGUGUGCUACGUCACAUGGUGGUCGCAAAACAGGGCUGGCAUGGCAAGUUUUAAGCCAGAGUAUGUUGAUACCUCCUUGUGCACCCAUUUGAUGUACGCCUACGCCAAAGUACAAAACAACCAAAUUAGACAAUUUUACUCCAACGACGAAGAAAGGUACAAACAGUUUACAGACUUGAAGAAGAACAACCCUACGAUCAGGAUACUGCUGGCCGUAGGUGGCUGGAACCACGACAAUGCUGGCUUCACUGAAAUGGUGAAGACAGGAGACGACCGAAGCCAGUUCAUCAAGAACUCCAUCACCGUGUUGCGUAAGCACGAGUUUGAUGGCCUUACCCUGGACUGGAGGUAUCCAGCCAACCGAGGAAGUCCACCGGAGGAUCGACGGCUCUUCACGGAACUCGUCAAGGAACUCAAGCAUGCUUACGAUGAAGAAUCGAAGAUUUCCGGCAAACCUCGUCUGCUGUUGACCGCUGCGGUGUCCGUAAAAAAGUCCAUCAUCGAUUCUGCUUACGAGAUUCCAGAGAUUUCUGAACAUCUGGACUUUAUGAACCUGGUGACUUUCUACUUUGAUGGCCCUGGGGAAAACGUCACCGGUCAUCACAGCCCUCUUUACUCCCAGGACACGCGGAAUAUGGACUGGGCCGCCCGCUACUGGGUAGAACAAGGAGCACCCAGGGACAAGCUGGUGAUCGGUGUGUCAUUUUACGGAAAAUCGUUCACCUUGGAAAAUCCCUCUGAGCACCAGGUCGGCGCCGUGUCUGUGCGGCCUGGACAGCCAGGACCAAUUACAAAACGUCGAGGGUUCUUGGCUUACUAUGAGGUUUGUGACCUACUGCAAAAAGGCACGACUAGACACUUUAUUGAGGAUCAGAAGGUUCCAUACCUUCACAAGGGGGACCAGUGGAUCGCCUACGAUGACAAAGAUAGCCUCAAAUACAAGGUAGAACUGGCUGCCUCCUAUGGUGGUGUCAUGUUGUGGACCUUGGACCUGGACGACUUUUCUGGCAACCACUGCGAUGAAGGUCCUUAUCCUUUGACAAAGGCCGUCAACGAAUAUUGCAAAGGUGGCAACGAGAGAGGACCACCAGGACCUGUAGACCAAUCAGAACCAGACAGUACAUCAGAACCAGACAGUACAUCAGAACCAGACAGUACAUCAGAACCAGACAGUACAUCAGAACCAGACAGCACACCAGGUCCCACAUCAACAUCUGUUCCAGGAAAACCAGAUGAUGUAGAGGAUGUCGAGGAAGAGAAAUGGAAUGGAACAAACCAAUCAGAACCAAACAGUACCCCAUAUCCUAUUGUCACACCAGGUCCUAAUCCAAUAUCAGAUCCAGGACCACAUGGUGCACAAACCUGUGAGCGAAUUGUGUGCUACGUCACAAGGUUGUCGCAAUACAAUGCUGGCAUGGCAAGUUUUAAGCCAGAGUAUGUUGAUACCUCCUUGUGCACCCAUUUGAUCUUCGCCUUCGCCAAAGUACAAGGCAACCAACUAUUAGAAUAUGAGCGAAACGACGAAGAACAGUACAAACAGUUUACAGACUUGAAGAAGAACAACCCUACAAUCAGGACACUGCUGGCUGUGGGUGGCUGGGAUCAGGGCUCCCGUGGCUUCAGUAGAAUGGUGAAGACAGAAGCCGACCGAAGCCAGUUCAUCAAGCACUCCAUCACCGUGUUGCGUAAGCACGAGUUUGAUGGCCUUGAUCUUGACUGGAUGUAUCCAGCCACUCGAGGAAGUCCACCGGAGGAUCGACGGCUCUUCACGGAACUCGUCAAGGAACUCAAGCAUGCUUACGAUGAAGAAUCGAAGAUUUCCGGCAAACCUCGUCUGCUGUUGACCGCUGCGGUGGGCGUAGGAAAGUCCGUCAUCGAUUCUGCUUACGACAUUCCAGAGAUUUCUGAACAUCUGGACUUUAUCAGCCUGAUGACUUACGACUUUCAUGGGAGUUGGGAAAAAGUCACCGGUCAUCACAGCCCUCUUUACUCCACGGACACGCUGAACAUGGACUGGGCCGCCCGCUACUGGGUAGAAAAAGGAGCACCCAGGGACAAGCUGGUGAUCGGCGUGUCAUUUUACGGACGAUCGUUCACCUUGAAAAAUCCCUCUGAGCACCAGGUCGGCGCCGUGUCUGUGCGGCCUGGACAGCCAGGACUAUUUACAAAAAGUGCAGGCCUCUUGUCUUACUUUGAGAUUUGUGACCUACUGCAAAACGGCGCGACUAGACACUUUAUUGAGGAUCAGAAGGUUCCAUACCUACACAAGGGGGACCAGUGGGUCGGCUACGAUGACAAAGAUAGCCUCAAAUUCAAGGUAGACUUGAGUGUCUCCUAUGGCGGCGUCAUGUUGUGGAACUUGGAUGUGGAUGACUCUACUGGCCACCACUGCAAUGAAGGUGCUUAUCCCUUGACAAAGGCCGUCAACACAUAUUGUAAACGUGGCAUCGAGAGUGGACCACCAGGACCUGUAGACCAAUCUGACCCUGACAGCACACCAGCUCCCACAUCAACAUCUGUUCCAGAAAUAACAGAUGAUGAUGACAAAGAAAUCAAAGAAUUUUGCAAGGGUAAGCCGAACGACAUGUAUUCAGACCCCAAGAACAGUACCUACUUCAUUUAUUGCUCUGAGGGGAUUCCGUACAGGAGACCUUGUCCUGCUGGCCUCGUUUUCAGCCCUAUGUUCAGACUCUGCGACUGGCCUAGGCAUUGGCGUUAAGACAACAGAUCCCUUAAUUUUUAAAGUUUAACCCGAGUUAAGCAUGGCGACAAGUUAACAGAACAUUGCGCUGUCCUAUUUUUUACCAAAAUAAGUUGUGAUAUUUCAGCAUUCCUUUUUUGUAAAAGUGCAUAUGAGUUGUCUGAAAUUCCGUUGUUGGCUCCCUGGCUAAAGCUUCAUGACAGUGAGAACUGGAUGUCAUGAUUUCGGAUCUCGGUUCUGACAUAACUCUCUCUGAAUGGAACACUUCAAGUGCGUCGGUUUCGUUGGUGUACGAAUAGUUUACUUUUUUAGGUUUUGGGGCCCUCUCAGAAAGAUGUGUAUACAACUUAUUGCAGGGGAAAUAUACAUUUGAUGAAGAAUAUGCUUUUAGCGUAGAGUUGUAUUUCUUUUCUUUUUCGCUACAUAUAAAAAUAUAGCAAGUUUACAAUAUCCCCUACUUUUUGUCGACAUCAGCUUCAGUAGUUUAAGAUUACUCGAUCAUUUGUGACACUUGUUUGGAAUGGAAUUUUUUCGCAGAUCUGUAAGACAUGGACAGCAUAAUAAAAAAUGAAAUUCCU
Messenger RNA from Pomacea canaliculata, 4769 nucleotides. RefSeq names its product probable chitinase 10. The transcript is spliced from 29 exons. Gene Ontology annotation, biological process: carbohydrate metabolic process; chitin catabolic process. NCBI's taxonomy places the organism in Eukaryota, Metazoa, Mollusca, Gastropoda, Architaenioglossa, Ampullariidae. The record is from RefSeq and is a predicted model, not a curated record. Gene Ontology annotation, cellular component: extracellular region. Bases 454 to 4209 code for a protein of 1251 amino acids. Gene Ontology annotation, molecular function: chitin binding; chitinase activity.